AUCGAGCUGUCCGUCAAGGAGGAGGGUGGCUGGGGAUUGGCGCUUGCCGGCGGGCCGUUAUCAGCCGCCGGGGUCGGGAGACGCAGCCAUGAAGCGCGCGCUGUACCGGGCCGCCGCCUUGGCGACGGUGCUGGGCCUCGGGAUAUGGGCGAUCGGCGCCUGGAUGGGCAGCAAGCAACACGUGUUCGAUGGGCAGGAGCUUUCGCGCCUGGCGCGGCAGUACGCGGGUCUCAAUCAUGAGCAGGCAUUCACCAAGAUUGUGGUUGAACUGAGAAAAAUGUAUCCUGGUCAUAUACUUCCAGAUGAGGAUCUGAAGUGGAUCUUUGUGAAUGCUGGUGGCUGGAUGGGUUCCAUGUGUCUUCUGCAUGCAUCCUUAACUGAAUAUGUGCUGCUUUUUGGAACAGCAGUAGACACUGGAGGACAUUCGGGACGAUAUUGGGCUGAAGUGUCUGACACGGUUAUUUCAGGAACUUUUCAACAAUGGAAAGAAGGGACAACCAAAAGUGAAAUAUUUUACCCAGGUGACAUGAUAGUCCAUUCUGUUGGUGAAGCCACAGCUGUCCGCUGGAGUGCGGGGACUUGGAUGGUAGAAUAUGGCCGAGGCUUUAUUCCAUCUAUGUUGGGGUUUGCACUAUCAGAUACAAUCUUCAGCACACUGGAUUUUGUUACUCUCUAUUAUACAUUAUCAGUCUACAUAAAAGCACUCAUUCUAGAAGCCAAUACAUACCUCAUUGGAGCUGGCAUCUUUUGAAGCUCAGUGAAGACUUAUUUGUAAUUUUAAACAUUACACGUGUCUGUUUGAUGUCAAUUUACAUUACUUAAUGGGGCUGAAAAUUGUAUCCAUGCCAUCAGUCCUGAAAACUUUACAUUUAUAUAAUGCAAGUUUUGCAAACACCAACUUUUUUCUUUACUGAAGAUCGUCACUUCAAGUACUGUUGAAAAAACAAAACUUCACUUUUGAGUUUUUACAUAAUAUUUCUUGUUGGGCACAGUCAAUUUAAACAUUAAUGAUUGAUUAAAUCUAUUGGAAUCAACUUGGAAGGUAAAUUGAGAAAUCAGGACUUUGAACAUGAUUAUUGUCCCUCUUCAAAUUACCAUGUUUUAGUAUGAUAUUACUUUGAUCUGAACCUGUUGGUUGAAGACCACCUUCUUACUUUUAUAAUUUUUGAAUCAGAUAUGCACACAUGUAUAACCAGACUCUUAAUGCAGCCUAAUUAGUUACAAUUGUUGUGCAAAUGGACCUUGUACAACUUCGUUGUUCAUCAUUAUUCCUGAUCCUGAAAGUCCAAUUUUUGAUGCACAUGUUCAUCAAAAUGGUGUGAUGUAUAAUGAGAACCACAUUGAAUAUAUAAUCGCUAAAAGUCAGGUGUAAUUUGACUGCAGGCAACCUGAAAGACUUUUUUUUUGAAUUUUGGGAAUUGUGCAAAUAGGCAUUUUUCUUAUUCACUUUCUAUUGGCAGCCAGUGACAUCCCAGAUUAGUAAUCUGAUGUUCACUGGGUGACUAUCUCUACCAUCUCCUCAAGUCUUAAUCAAGGCUGCUGUAUUGGUUGAUGUUUAUGGCUGAAUUCCUGGUUCAAUCAACUUGUCAGUUUGGUCAGCAGAAGUCAUGAGAAUGUGCUUCUUAAGCACGUCAUCCUUGCAUCUGCUGCUGCUACUGGUUCUAGACAGCCCGGUCACUUGCUUAGUUAUGUUUGCAUCAGAGAGGAAGAAUUGUAUUUCUCACUGAAUGCUGGUAAAAAAGGAACGUAAAAAUCAUGCAAACAUUAAAUAAAAACAGAAAAUGCUGGAAGUAAUCAGCAAAUCAAAAUUUACAUGUGGAAUGGAAAAACGAGAAAGAAUAUGUGGAACAUUUCAAAUCAGAGCCUUCAUCAUAACAUUCCUAAAAAGGGCCUCUGAUCUGAAACUAAGUCUUCUUCACAGCUUUAUGUUGGGUAUUUCCCGCAUUUUUUUUUGAAUUCCAGAUUUCCAGCAUCUGCAGUUUGGAUUUUCAUUUACAAGAAAGAUCCAGCUUUGGUCAUGGUGCUAAUGAUUGUAUUUUACUUAAUUUAAAAUUUACUCCUAAUUUUCUUUGUGGAUUUGUUUUCUGCCAGCAGUAAAAGGGUGAAGAUAUUGUUCCUUGUGUAGAGGAUGUACAUCUGUUAAUUUAUCUUCAAUUGAGGAUAUCUGUUAGUACUACCAAAAACAAUAGCAAUUAUUUUUACACUUGGCCUGUGGAAAAUCUGGAAUGAUCAUAUUUUCAUCCCUGGUGGUCCAAUGUUGCUUUUAAUUUGCACUAUCAGAAGUACCAUGUCACAUGUAUUCUUUGCAUAAAGUUGAAAAACCAUCCUGUGGAGCUGCCCAUUGUUCCACAGUUUUAAAGAAUUAGCUAAGAACUUCAUACAAUUACCAUAAAUUUUACUUAGUUUUUGACUUGAUUUGAGGAGAUUGGGAGUUGGAAAGCCUUUUUUAUAACUAGAUUUAAAAUCUUAGAAUAAAAUCCUUGUUUUAAAAGAUUGCCUCCACGAUUAUACAUCUGUUUGAUUUACUACACAACUAUUGGUUGUAUUUGAAAGGGUUCACUGAUAAAAGUGUAAAUGGAGAAUCAGAUUUCCCAAAUGGAUCCUUUACUUCAUGCUUUUUAAGUAAAAGGAGUGUGUCUUGCAGAGGAGAUCUUUUUCACGGAAUAAAUACUACAUUUUACAUUUCCUUUUUGUUUUGUAUUUUUUUUCUAGUCUUUGAAGGAAACCACUAACAUAUACAAAAUGCACCGUGCUGUUUUUUUUUAAAAAAAAACACUUCCUUGCAGUACAAUAUAUCUAGUGAGCUCCUGUCAAGAUUUGGAAUGUGUUUAAUGAUCCAUGUAUUUUGAAGCAAAGUACUCUUUUUACUGGUGUAGAUUCUGGCUAUUAAUUCAACAUAUUAAUAUGAAUCUAGAUGCACCUUUUAAAAGCUAGCUAAGCAUAGCCAGUUGUUUUUUGAUCUUUGUGUUAUUGUAACCAACUACUGUUAAAUCUGCCUUGGUUAAAUGGGUAGAUGGGAAAAACAUAUCAAAAAGAGAAAUAAGUUGUAUUAAGUGGUUUAUGUGUUCAAAUUCACCUUGUGGAAAUCUGCAAAACUUCUGUCUAAGAUGUGUUACUUCUGGUUUAGGGUCAGUGAAAAGAAUAAUAUAAUUUUGUUUGUGGAAGUAGAAAAUAAGUCUAUAUGAUUGUAGAUUUAGUUUUAAGUUGGAUGUCUCAGUUUUGAAGAUGUGCGUGCGUGUGCACAAUCUACAUCUGGUUAGCAAAGUGACUUAAACUGUACAAAUUAACUGUAAAAGUAGUUACGACUACCUUUUACUGAAAUCAAAAGCUAUUCUCAGAAAUUUAAGGAAGUUAUUAUUAGGCUCGACCUCCCCAGGUUUUUGGUCAGGCUCAAUGGCUUCUGCUUAUUGUUACUCAUCCUGAAAGAGGUAUUAUCCCAAUAUUAAAUUGUCUCUGUUCCAAUAAGCACUUGAUUCAGUUUUAUAUUUCUUCUAAUUUGUUUCGCAUUAAUGCUAAUUUCAGUUGUUCUUUUGACACAGAGGUUCCAUUUUGAAGUUGUGCAGGAUUGGUACACGCAUUAGUGUCUGAUCAAGAAACCAACUCUCAUUCUGAGAUCUGGCGAGAUACUGUUGUAGAAGCUUCCUCUAUGUUCAAAUGUUCAGUACUGCAUAAUGCUACUGCAACUCCAAUGACUGUAUUGAAGCUAAUGGAACUGAAUUUUGGAAGGAGUACCUAACGAUUUUAUUUACCACAUGCAACUAGGAGCAAAGUUGUAUAUAUGUACAUCCUUUGCUUUACUCUAUUUGGACACCGAUUCUGAUUUUACCCUGAACCAGUUGAGAAUCAUUGACUCAUUAGCUGGUAGGGGUAGGAGUUUGGUCUUGAGGUGACUGGCAGUUAAAUUUCCAACUAUCCCCAACAUUUGUGAUUGAUAAAUAGUUGCAGAAAGAACAGGAUGAGGGAUGGAAGGAAGCUUGGAAUGGAUUUUAAGUUGUUAUUAAAUCUCUUUGCCUCUGGUCCUUAAUCUGGUUCCUGACAAAUUCGGUCAUUGGCGAGAUCAUCACAACUCCCCUGGCCCUGUCUGAUUAAGGAGAAUGCCAGUUUGGUAUGAUACAGUCAGACAGAUGAGAGCGAGAAAAGAGGAGGCAAGGUUUCUUGUCCACUAUCAUUGGUGUGGAGUUAAAGCAAAAACAUUUUCUUUCUUAAUUAAAUGAUCAGUUGUUAACUGACUGAUAUUGUUGUUACUAAUGACAGUCAGACUUCAUGGUCUGAACUAAAGUGAUGCUCCCAAGAUCAUGGAAUACUUUGAAUGGUGCAAUAGGGGUGUUUAAAUCAAGGAAUUUCAAUGUUAAAUAUGUAACUUCAACUAAGUGAUCACUUUAAGGUGGUAGUGAUGGGUUUCUUGGGCCUUUUCUGUUGUUUUAUAAUAUGGUGGCUGAUGCGUUCUUGGCCAUGAUACCAACUUUACUCUUUUCUGUCUCCAUGAGCCCCAGUUCAGAAGCUGGUAAAUGUAAUAAAGUGAUGCAGGAUUUUGCUUUGGUCUUGUUUAUUAAUACAGGUAAUGGGAGAAGGUAUAUUUUUUCUUGAUAUCUUUAUUACUGCAAGUAUUUUUAUUGUUCAUUAAAUAUUAGAGGACAAAUUAAGUUUAAAGAAAAUAUUUUUAUUCUAUUGCCAGUCAUUAAGUCAUUUCAGUGAAAUCUCCAAAUUCUGGAUUACAGCCAUUUUACAGGACUAUAGUUUCAUAGAUCAUGGUGGGAUAAUGGCUCUUUAAGUUCCAAUAAGUAAGAGGCCUUUGAAUCUGACAAAAACAAAAUCAAGUUUAAAAAAAAAUGGGAAGGUCAACAGGCUAGUACUAAUUUUCAUUUCUAGAUAGCUUUUUACAGAAUCAAUGUAAUAUUGGAAAAACAUUAAAUUGCUAUCAUUUCCUUUGUCCCCUAGUCAUUGAUGAAUAUUAAAAUUUGUAUGCUGAGUUUUGCAUUAUUAAUUACAAGCUACGGUUAAAUUGUACAGAAAAACUAAAUCAUGAAGAUGGAAACCAAUGGAAGUUCUAAAACAACUAAUUAUUUUCCAUUUAUUUGAGUAAGAAUCAUGGUGAUAAUUCUACCAGGAAUAGCUACAAAAUAAUUUAUUCAUGGAAAAAAUAUUUUGGAACAUUUUGUGUACUGCAGCUGUAAAUUUGCCUUGGUUUGCAUCUUUAGUAUCUUCAAAUACAGUUUAAUAUUGUGCAUUUGAAUGUGGACACUGAAACAGACUGGCACCUUGCUGCAGAACUUAAAAAGCAUAGAUGUCAGAUUAUAAUGAAUUGGACCUUCAGGAAUUCCACAUUGAUCUUCCAUUUAGCAUUCCAUUUAGAUUUUUAAAAGAUACAGUUUUCAAAGUUAAAUUAUUCUGCUUUUUAAAGUGGCAUUAAGGAAUUCAGUACCAUGAGGUUAUACAAUCUGCUUUGAAUGAGUUUGCAACUAAUAAGUUGUCAUUCCUAAAGUUAAUCCAGAGCCCAAUAAUGUUAUGUUUUUAAAUUUUCCAUGUGGAAAUGUUUGUAAAGAAUGCAAAAAUGAAAAGUUUACAUGAUACAAGAGUAACAUUCUUUAUGUUAUGUUAAUUGAAUUAGUGCUUUAAUGAACCCAAAAUGCUCUGGUUUGAAGCUUUAAUGAUGUUCUCCAUAAAAGAAAAUUAACUGUGCUGAGACGGUGUUUUGUCAAUUAUUUAUGGAAGUAUCACCAAGGGCCUUAUGAAAUAUAAAGUAUAUCCUAGUCUAUUUGAAAGUGUCACAGAUUAGUAAACUGUAAACCAUUUGUCUUGCAAAAUUAAACAAUUUGUGUAUUUUAUGGGAAUGAACAUAAAAAUAAAAAUAGAUCUGCUUCAAGUCGUUCA
Hypanus sabinus (Atlantic stingray) is the source of this 5871-nucleotide messenger RNA. It is a transcript of the gene sigmar1, whose product is annotated as sigma non-opioid intracellular receptor 1. Gene Ontology annotation, cellular component: endoplasmic reticulum. The record is from RefSeq and is a predicted model, not a curated record. Bases 89 to 751 code for a protein of 220 amino acids. The transcript has 4 exons. NCBI's taxonomy places the organism in Eukaryota, Metazoa, Chordata, Chondrichthyes, Myliobatiformes, Dasyatidae.